UUCACGGGUGUAUGAAGGAGUGAAAAUGACCAUGUUUUAGGUCAGCGCACUGGAGCAAGCUCAUCGGGAGGAAUAGCAAUGGAGGAGGAGACCACGAAGAAGGCGGAGAUGGUGAAGCUCAUAAGCGCCGAGGGCUUCGAGUUCGUCAUCGAUAAGCAGGCUGCCAUGGUUUCUCAGACCAUUCGCAACAUGCUCACAUCCCCAGGUGGUUUCUCGGAGACGCAGCAGGGACAGGUGACUUUCCCGGAGAUCAGCACCCACAUCCUUGAGAAGAUCUGCCAGUACUUCUAUUGGUCUCUGCAAUUCGCUAGUGGAAAGGAGACAGAGUUCCAUAUAGAGCCUGAAAUUACACUGGAUUUGAUGAUGGCAGCUAACUACCUCCAUUGUUAGUUACUAUGAAACUCAAUUAUCUCCAUUAUUAAUUACUAUGUAAGUUGAAAAGAUUGGUGAUCAAUGUUGUUAAAGAGUUGCCAGUCCAGAAUCUCAAUAAUUCUAUACCUUUUCCUGAUUUGCUGUUCAAUGUAUUGUAUAUACCAACACCUCAGGAUUUGUGGAUUUGAUGCUUUGCAGCAAAACUCAAAUGGUUUUUUUUGGGUUAACA
Dioscorea cayenensis subsp. rotundata (Guinea yam) is the source of this 601-nucleotide messenger RNA. Its product is annotated as elongin-C-like. The transcript is spliced from 3 exons. Lineage: Eukaryota; Viridiplantae; Streptophyta; Magnoliopsida; Dioscoreales; Dioscoreaceae. The record is from RefSeq and is a predicted model, not a curated record. Gene Ontology annotation, cellular component: elongin complex. Gene Ontology annotation, biological process: ubiquitin-dependent protein catabolic process. Gene Ontology annotation, molecular function: protein-macromolecule adaptor activity. The coding region runs from base 79 to 390 and encodes 103 amino acids.